AUGGAACUUCAAGAUCUUGUGCGCCAGUAUGAGCGCAAUGGCUACUUUGACGAGCUCAUUGCGGUUCUGGAGGCUGGCCAGGGUCUGGAACGGGCGCAUAUGGGCAUGUUCACCGAAUUGGGCAUUGCCCUCUCUAAGUACCACCCCAUCAUCUUAGGGAUGUUAAUGCGAGACCAGAAGAGCUUGAGAUGUUCUAUCACCCGGUCGGGGUGGUACUUAGAGAGGGCAAUGCCCAAUUCGGUGAACAUGCCCAAGAUGAUUCGGGCCUGCGAGAAUGCAAGUCUCUGGCCGGAGCUGGUCUUCUUGUACUGCCACUAUGAUGAGUGGGACAACGCUGCAUUGGCAAUGAUGGAGCGUGCUGCCGAUGCCUGGGAGCACCACUCGUUCAAGGACCUAGGUUUGGUCAGCGAUGGGCUUGAGGCUGUGGGCAUUCGAGGAAUCCAGAAUGAUGAUAGCUUCGCUCUUACCUUGUUCUCAGAGGUUGCCCAAUAUCUCAUCUGA
Messenger RNA from Aspergillus piperis CBS 112811, 501 nucleotides. Its product is annotated as CLH domain-containing protein. NCBI's taxonomy places the organism in Eukaryota, Fungi, Ascomycota, Eurotiomycetes, Eurotiales, Aspergillaceae. Bases 1 to 501 code for a protein of 166 amino acids. The transcript is spliced from 2 exons. The record is from RefSeq and is a predicted model, not a curated record. Gene Ontology annotation, biological process: intracellular protein transport; vesicle-mediated transport. Gene Ontology annotation, molecular function: protein binding.